AUGUAUAAACCAUAGAUGAUAGAAAAUGAGAAGGAUGUUGAUUGUUCCAUGAAACAUUAAACUCCAAUUAGUAUGGUAGUUCUAGAUCCUAAAGUUGAAAAAAAUAAAAGAUUCUUAUGCCAAAAAUGUCUUGAUUAUUUUGAAUCUGAUGUGAAGAUGAUUGGAUUUAAGAAACUUAUCUAAAUAAUCGAGGAGAAUAAGAAAAAAUAAUUAGAACAUUUGGAAAAUGCAAUUAAACCAAUGAUAUAAAAAGUGUAGUUAUUUUAAGGUCAUAUCCAUAAUUUGAAGUCAUAUAUUGUUUCAUAAUUAGAUCAAUUGAUUGAUAGCACACAAGAUUGGAUAACAAAUUUAUAAUCUAUAGGGUUAAAGUAUUCAGAUUAUAGUCUCUAUCAAGAAUUAGAUUUCAUGAUUAUGAAUUAAGAUUCAACUGAAAAUGAAUAGAUUAAUUAAGUAAAUUAAAUUAGAUUAUUAAAUGAUUCUUGGUCCGUGAAAAUUAAUAAUAAAUUAUAUUCAUUCACAUAAUUUUAAGAAUAUCAAAAAUGCCAACAAAUUUUAGAAGAAUUAUCAUCUCAAUUAUUAUAGAAAUUCAAUUUAAAUUAAAUUAAAUAAGAAAAUCAAGAAAAUACAUCAUUAGUAAGUAAUAAGAUAUAAUAAUAAUUAAAUCCAUAUCGAUCGUAAUUAAUGAACAAUUCAGUUGAAGAAGAUGAACUCUGUAAAACAAUAGUAUUCGACCCAACAGGGAAGAUUAUGAUUUCUGCUAGUUCAAAGAACAUUAAAAUAUGGAGUUUUGAAAAUGCAAACAUCAAAUUAAUACAAACACUUCAAGGACAUUAAAAGAACAUUAACUGUCUCGUCUUUAGUUAAAUUGAACAGUAUUUUAUUUCUGGAUCAGAAGAUCAUUCCAUUAUAUUUUGGAAAUGUUCAAAUAAUAAUGGAUGGUAAAGUUCUCAACCAUAUUGUGAACAUAAGGGUAUCGUAUAUUGUCUUAUCUUAACAUAAAUUGAGAAUUAAUUAAUCUCAGGUAGUGAAGAUAAAACAAUUAAAGUAUGGAUGAUAGAUUAUAAAAACCAUAAAUUAUAAUUCCUUUAUGCUUUAUAGAAACAUAAUAAACCGAUUUUGUCAUUAAGUUUAAAUGAAUCGGAAAGAGUUUUAGCUUCAGGAGUGUAAGAUUCAAUUAUAAUUUGGUAGAAAGGAGCAAAUAAUUAAUGGGUAUUUUCGUAUGAUAUUAAUUUGUCGAAACAAUAAUUUGGGAAGCAUAUUAAAUUUAUAGGUGAAGAGUAAUUCUUAUGGCUAAAUGACAGCAGUAAUAGUCUCUGUGUAUUUGAAAUUCAAGAUGGCUUUUAUUAAGAAAUUAUACAAAAGAGAGUAUUAUUAAAGAAAAUUUAUGAAGGCUAUGGAAACAUUCCACUUUUCCCAAUAAUUUAUAAUAAACUUAAGAAUUUAAUAUGCUUAAGACAUUAAUUAGACAUAUACAUAAUUAACAUAUAAUAUAAUGAUUAAUUGUCAAUUAUUGAGGAAUUAAAUUGCAAUGACUUUAUGAUAUAUGGAACAAUAACAAAUGAUGGAUAACAUUUAAUAUUUUGGAGUAAUACUAAAAAGAAAUACCAAAUACAUGAGAUAUAAUAUAAAUGA
This is a messenger RNA of Paramecium tetraurelia, 1632 nucleotides long. RefSeq lists its product as uncharacterized. Gene Ontology annotation, cellular component: cytosolic [4Fe-4S] assembly targeting complex. Gene Ontology annotation, molecular function: protein binding. The record is from RefSeq and is a predicted model, not a curated record. The transcript has a single exon. Gene Ontology annotation, biological process: iron-sulfur cluster assembly. NCBI's taxonomy places the organism in Eukaryota, Ciliophora, Oligohymenophorea, Peniculida, Parameciidae.